Messenger RNA from Benincasa hispida (wax gourd), 1689 nucleotides. Its product is annotated as putative sodium/metabolite cotransporter BASS1, chloroplastic. NCBI's taxonomy places the organism in Eukaryota, Viridiplantae, Streptophyta, Magnoliopsida, Cucurbitales, Cucurbitaceae. Gene Ontology annotation, cellular component: membrane. The record is from RefSeq and is a predicted model, not a curated record.
UUGGCACCCAGAGAUUGAUAUGUACUUAUUUAUUUGAUCCUUCAUUUUGGGAAAACACACAAACCAAAACUAUUGUCUUCUUCAUCUUAUAAUUCUAUUCACGAAAUGUCUUCAAUCUCUCUGCAAUUUACCCCUUUGAUUUCCCCGGCUUUGCAGCAGCGCCAUUAUUACCCACCUCUCAGGCUCAACCUCCGUCGUCUCCCACCGCCGAAGCCGCCUGGAUACCUCGCUACAGUUCGAUCACUUCAACGAGAUACCGAGCUUCCGUCGUUGCCACGGCCACCGCAAAAGCGAACUAGCCGUUUGACGAAAUUUGUUUCGACAGCGGCGGGGUUGUUCCCUCUGUAUAUAACGGGCGGCGGCAUUGUGGCUUGCCUGAAACCAUCUACGUUCUCGUGGUUUGUGCAGAGAGGGCCGGGUUCGUAUAGCUUGGCUCUUGGUUUGGUUAUGUUGGCCAUGGGACUCACUCUCCAACUCAAGGAUUUGUUCAAUCUCUUCAUGCAGAGGCCACUUUCUAUAUUAUAUGUAUGUGUAGCUCAGUACGCAAUUAUGCCAGUGGUCGGAGCUCUCAUCGGAAAGUUUCUUGGGCUACCGCCGCCGCUUUCGGUGGGAUUGAUUUUGCUUGGAUGUUGCCCGGGAGGGAUUGCUUCGAGUGUGGUGACUUUAAUUGCUCGAGGCGACGUUCCUUUGUCUAUUAUAAUGACUGUAUGCACCACUCUCGAAGCCGUAUUUCUCACUCCAUUUCUCACGAAAACAUUGGUCGGAGCUUUCAUUCCCGUCGAUGCUGUAAAGCUCUCUCUCAGCACCCUUCAGGUGGUGGUAGUUCCUAUUUUGGUAGGUUCUUACUUGCAGAAAGCUUGUCCCGAGCUGGUGAAACGAAUCAUACCAUUUUCACCCCUUUUUGCAGUGUUAACUUCCUCACUCCUUGCUUGCAGUGUCUUUUCAGAGAAUAUAGUUCGUCUCAAAUCAUCACUUGUUAGUUCAGCGUUAAGUUCCAACGCAUCACCAUGGAUUGGUUUUAAAACGAUGUUAUCUGGAGAGUUGGGAGUUGUAAUACUUGCCGUGUUUUUAUUACACCUCACUGGUUUCUUCGUUGGCUACAUAAUAGCGGCUAUCGGAGGGUUUCGGGAACGAGAACGAAGAGCUAUAUCCCUUGAGGUUGGGAUGCAAAAUUCAUCGCUAGGAGUAGUUUUGGCAACAGCACAUUUCAGUUCAGCAAUGGUGGCAUUGCCAGCAGCAAUGUCAGCUGUGAUAAUGAACAUGAUGGGAAGUAGUCUUGGAUCUUUUUGGAGAAAUUUUCAGCCUUCUGAUUCACAAACACCUACUCUUACAUCUCCUGCCCACUAAAAACAAAUUAUUUUUUUUAAUAUAAAAAAAUUAAAUUAAAAACUUUUAUAUCUCAAUUUUAGGAUUCCCUCCCCUCGGUAAAAUUUAAUUUACAGUAUUCUGAAAGGACAAAUUGUAAGGUGGGGCCUACCUGGGAGUACUGAUUUGAUUGAUGAUCAGAAUUUGACGGCUGUGAUUCCUUCAUCAGAGUUGUGCACUGACAUCUGAUGGCUACCAAAAAAGGAUUCCUUACAUCUCUCUCUCUCUCUUGAAUAUAUGUUUUUUUUCCUUUCCUUUUUUAGUUGCAAUAUGAUUUUUGUUCUUUAGUUUAGUCUGUGUUUUUAGUUGUUUAAACUUAGUUGG